AUGAUAUGCACUAUCCUCGGUUACAUGAUAUGCACUAGCCUAUCCUCGGACUACCAAGCUGCGAUCCUGCACGACAGUCUACCCAAGGACGAACUGGCUACACCACAGCACUGUCCGCGUCGAUCCUCUCUCUCUGCAAGCGCCGACGCACCCUUUACUCAAGUACAGACAUCCAGGGAUCGACUGGACCUCGAACAUCGCUGUUUCCAUUCGGCCUACCUCCAAGCUGUCGCCUUGAAACCUGACAACGCUCCUUCAAGACUACACGACCGAACUACUACAAACGAUUAUCUCUGUUUUGAUUUUUGUCAUUUACAACAAAUAUUAACUAUUAUUACCAAAUUUGAAUUUUCUAUCUAUCUAUCUAUCUAUCUAUCUAUCUAUCUAUCUAUAGAACACAUGUACACAUCAAGUGCUCCAUGUGUUCUACAUACAGAUCUAUCUAUCUAUCUAUCUAUCUAUCUAUCUAUCUAUUUAUCUAUCUAUCUAUCUAUCUAA
This is a messenger RNA of Acanthosepion pharaonis, 498 nucleotides long. Lineage: Eukaryota; Metazoa; Mollusca; Cephalopoda; Sepiida; Sepiidae. The record is from the annotation of a GenBank genome assembly.